AUGGCUAGAACCAAACAAACAGCAAGAAAGUCCACUGGUGGUAAGGCCCCAAGAAAGCAAUUGGCUUCUAAGGCUGCCAGAAAAUCCGCUCCUUCUACUGGAGGUGUUAAGAAGCCUCACAGAUAUAAGCCUGGUACUGUCGCUUUGAGAGAAAUUAGAAGAUUCCAAAAGUCUACUGAACUUUUGAUCAGAAAGUUGCCAUUCCAAAGAUUGGUUAGAGAAAUUGCUCAAGACUUUAAGACCGAUUUGAGAUUCCAAUCUUCUGCUAUCGGUGCUUUGCAAGAAUCCGUUGAAGCUUACUUGGUUUCUUUGUUUGAAGACACCAACUUGUGUGCUAUCCACGCCAAGAGAGUGACUAUCCAAAAGAAGGAUAUCCAGUUGGCUAGAAGAUUGAGAGGUGAGAGAUCAUAG
Molecule: messenger RNA, 411 nt
Organism: Meyerozyma guilliermondii ATCC 6260
Lineage: Eukaryota; Fungi; Ascomycota; Pichiomycetes; Serinales; Debaryomycetaceae
Gene: HHT21
Product: Hht21p
Exons: 1
Coding region: 1-411 (136 amino acids)
Biological process (GO): rRNA transcription
Cellular component (GO): nucleosome
Molecular function (GO): DNA binding; structural constituent of chromatin; protein heterodimerization activity
Source: RefSeq, a predicted model, not a curated record